GAGCAUCUGAGACGCGCUUAACGGACGGAAAUCUCGCGAGAACUGGGGCCGCGUCUAUGGUGUAGUAGAGGAGAGGAGGGGAGAGAGAGGGUGAGAGGAGGAGGGGGUACUCACAAAGAUGUUGCGUGAUUUUUUUGGAAAUUUAUUUAUUUAAAUAAAAAAAAAUGGCCGCCGCAGAGAGCGGAGAGGAGAGACUAGGUGACGGAAAGGGGGAGGACCAGGAGGGUUCUAAAGAAGCAAGUCAAAAACAGAAGAAAAGCAAAAAAGAGCAGGAACAGGAUGCGGAGAGGGUCGAGCCCGCCGGUACGGAGGGGGGCGACGGAGAGCGAGCGGAGGCCGGCCAAUCCGAGCCCUCGGCCCCUGAGCCCGCAGCGGCCCUCGGCGCUCCGGAAGCUUCUUCCUCGGCCAAGCAGCGGCGAUCCAUCAUUCGGGACCGCGGGCCUUUGUACGAUGACCCCUCGCUGCCUCAGGGCUGGACGCGCAAACUCAAACAGCGCAAGUCGGGACGAUCGGCUGGCAAAUUCGACGUCUACCUGAUCAACCCAGAAGGGAAAGCCUUCCGUUCCAAAGUGGAGCUCAUGGCGUACUUCCAAAAGGUGGGUGACACCACCACAGACCCAAAUGACUUUGACUUUACGGUCACGGGGCGCGGGAGCCCGUCACGCAGGGAGAAGAGACCGCCGAAGAAGCCCAAAGUGCCCAAGCCGACUGGCCGAGGGAGGGGCCGGCCGAAGGGCAGUGGCAAAAUACGGCAGGCCACAGAGGGUGUAGCAGUGAAACGCGUGGUAGAAAAGAGUCCGGGCAAACUCCUCGUCAAGAUGCCCUUUGUGGCUCCGAAAGCGGAGGCAGGAUCACCCUCGGGGCAAGUUCCCGUCGUCAAACAGCGCCCAGGACGCAAGAGGAAAGCGGAAAAAGAGCAGGCGAGCGUGCCAAAGAAACGCGGUCGGAAGCCGGCGGCUGCGUCUCAGUCUGCGGCAGGAGGGACAGGCUCGAGUGCAGCUUACGCUGCUGCAGCUAUCGCGACAUCGGAGGCCAAGAAGAAGGCGCAAAAGGAGUUGGCAGCCAAGCCUGUGCAAGAGAAGGCGCUUCCCAUCAAGAAGCGCAAGACACGGGAGACUAUGGAGGAGGCAGAAGGGUCUGCUACGACUACACCCGAGGCACCGAGCAGCGUAGCAAAGCGGCCCGUGAGUCAAACGGCACCCUCUGCUGGAGCGGAGUCAGAAACGGGACAGAAGCUUCACAAGCACUCGAGCCGGAAGCAUAAGGAAGCAGUGGAUUCUGGUAACGGCAGCAGCAGUGGACCGAAGCUCCACAAAAAGAGAGAUCAGCGUGAGCAACAACUGAAACACCUCCACCAUCACCAUCAUCACCACCAUCACCAACACCACCUGCCCCUGAUGGAGCCGUCCAUAUUCACUCCGCAGGCUCACCAGCUUUCCCUCGGCCACUCCAUGCACGGAGGACCCCCAGUGGAGAACGAGCCCCAGGACUUGAGCACUUCCAGGUCGAGACAGGAGCCGCUAGCCUGCAGGGAGGAGGCCCGAACCGACAGUCACACGGUUAGAGACACUUCAGGCAAGAUGGCAGCGACGGAGUUGCGAACCCAACAACAACAACAACAACAACAACAGCAGCAGCAGCAGCAUGGCACUGUGACGGGGGAUGGAAAGGAACUGAGAGACAUUGUUCCUCCUUCCGCCGUUCCCAGGCCGAGUCGAGAAGAAACGGUCGAGUCCAGGACGCCUGUGAGCGAACGCGUGAGCUGAAGGACGUGACUGACAUUCAGAGUGACUGACCAAUCAGCAGCAACGGCUGUGUUCUCACGCAGGAAUAGAGGCACUCACAGGGGGAGGAGUUGUUUUUUUUUUUUGUUGUUUGUUUGUUUGUUUUAUUUUAUUCUGUUUUGUUUUUUUUAAAACAAGAAAUAAUGGAGAAAAAAAAUCCACAAAAAUGUAAAUGUACUUACAAAAGGCAGCUGUUGUGUCGAGUGUUGUGAGUUGGAUGCAGAGCGACGAUACAGUCGCUGGCAUACCGCCUCUGAAUGAACUCUCAGAUUUCUUUUCGUUCGCCCAGUUUCAUUUUUAUCGUUUAUAUUAAUAUAGAAAUCAUAGGAACCAGGUGUUAGUGCUCCGUUAGAGCUUCUAGGAAAUAGCAAAACACUGAGAUAGCGGACAAUGGGUGCACGAGUAACGCUUCACGGGGAAGCCGAUUUACAACUAAUCCUUCCCUGCCAAAACCAGACGAAAUAAGGCUCGAUUUUACAUCAUCUUCAUUUUUGUUAUUUCCCCUUCAUAUUAUAGAAGUGACUAUUAGAAGAAGGCAGUCUGGUUCUAUAUAACUGCAUGAAGAGUGACAUUUCUUAAUAAAAGCUCAUAUAAGGAAAUUCAUGGGGGCGAGGAGGGGGAUCAUCACUUGUACCCUGUCAAUCAUGUUCUAAACAAGAAAGGCUAAUCAAAUCCUGAGAGAUUUCCCAGUUCAUGGGACGGGAAGAGGAUGGGUCCUAGGUUUAUUUAUUUAUUUUCGUUUGUUUUCGGACACCAAUCAUGCUUUGCGAUGGCUGGUCCUGAAUGUCUUUCUCUCGUUCUUGCAUUUAAAAAAAACGUAGAGACGUGGAGAGGAAUGUUUGAACGCUGAGUAAUGUGAUUAACCUCGCCAUCUGUUUCAGCGGUGCAGGAUAGCAGACUAAUAUAGUAAUAUAGUAGGAAAGGUUUUCACUGUUAUACUUUAUUUUUCUAUGCGUGGGGGGAGGGGGUUGAGCGCAGACGGAUUCAUGAAUGAACAUCGAAAGCACAGUCGAAAUAAACGUGUGAAAGGAGAACAAAAAAAUAUAGAAAUGAAAUUCCAAUGCAGUGUGUUCGAACACGUUUUCUUCCUCUUCCCCCAUACCCCCCCCCCCCCCCCCCCCCCGCAUUUAUCGUUCUAGCUUUUCAUUUUUUUUUUUUCCCUUUUCUUUCUAUAAAGUGAAAUUGAAAACAGUGGCCUUGUGUCUCCUGAACACAUCAGAGCCUACAGUGUAUGUUUGGAAGUGUAGCCAUUCAUUCCCCCCCGCCCCCCCUCCCUCCCUCCUUCCUUGUCAUGGUGACGGAGAGCAAACAGGGAAGUCGACGCGAACAGAAGACACGAUGCGCGCGCUUGUGCUAUAUUUACUAGACUUCCUCUCACACGACAGCUGCGACAGUUCACACAGGACGUUUGUAUUUUUUUUAUUUUUUUUAUUUUUUCUUUUCACACUGCCUCCGUCCAAAACGCGAGACUUUCUGGAUUAUUUAGAGUUCCGUGGAGGGGAAAACAAAAAACAAAAAAAACAAAGACGUGAUCAGAAUCCCUGUUUUCGCCUUUGUUUACAUUUUAAAACGUCAUCGCGGUGAUGAAAUAAAUGUCCGGAUUUGACACGGCCGCCAUCUUGGACGGAGCCGAAUAAACGGCUUUAAAAGAACGAGCGUAGGACAUGAAUUAGAUCGUAUUAAACGUCCAGCAGAUUUUGGUGUUUUUGUUGAGAGUAAAGCCGUUACGAUCGAUCAUCAUCCAUCGAGUACGGUUUUUACGUCGCAGUUGGAAGAUUUAGUCGAGAUAGCAGGGCCUCCCCCAACUUUUCACAUUCACACAUGAAGUCACGCAUUUCUGUUUCACGUCCGUUUUAUCUUCGUUUAGAACGUUUGCAGACUCGCAGCGGAUGUGAGGUAUAUCCUUCCUCAUUUCAUUCCUUUCAGCGCCCUUUUUUUUUUUUUUUUUUUUUUUUUUGAAAUUGCCCUCUCCUUUGAAGUCAUGAGGUACUGACACAAGACAGCACGCAUAAAGGUGAUGAUGAGUGUGACUGUAGCGAGGCAUUCGAUUCUUCGAUGAUUCACAGAAAUACGUCUACAGCGACGUACGGAGACGAUGCCUGACCUCAGGCUAAUCUCUUUUCUGUUUUCUAUUCUAUCUAAAUGUGUAAUACUAAUGGCCAAUGAUGUACAAGUGGAGGCCAUUACGAGGAGUCUUCAACUCCUCUCGUACGAAGCAGUGCUUUUAUGGUAGCGGAAACGUUUAAUCGGUAAUAACUUGGACAUCCCUUACUUUUUUUUUUUCUUUUUUUCCCCUUCCUUCUAAAGGAAGCGUUCUGAGUGAGAAGGACCAAUGGUUAUUGGACUGUUGGUUUCAGGGAAGCGUGCGCUUCGGUUUCUACGUCCUUACUGAUACUUUCCCUGCCGAUGAAGCUCGAAUCAGAGAGAGCUCAACGUUCAUUUCUUCUUUAACGUUAAAUCUACAAAAUUCAUAGAUUGUUUUUUUUUUUGUUUGUUUGUUUGUUUUGUUUUUGGAACCACAUCGUAGUGUUUAAAAAUAAAUAAAUAAAUAUUUACCAAAAAAAACAACAAAAAAAAAGGCAUGCUAGAGCUACUCACUAGUCAUUUUUAUGAAGUGUGCUUUAGGAUAGCGAGUGUUACGAUGUUAGAAAACUUCCCUUUCUGAUCGAUUUAGAUUUUAACAAUCACCAGAGAUUGAUUUUUUUUUUUUUUAAUUAUUCUAAAUUUUUUUUAUUAUUAUUAUUUUUUUUUAUAAAGUUUAUACUAUUCUAUAGAAUAGUACUAUAUCUACUUUUAUUUAUUUAUUUAUUAUUUUUUUCCCCCCUUUCAUCGAAGGUCAGUGUACAGAUGUGGUGCUUGACAGACCUCGUCCUUUAGCCUCCUCUCCACCUCGACCCUAGCCAGUGGGGAAGAGGACACGGAGAAACUAGAGCACUUGCGCUCUAGAGAAAAGGGCUAUGAAAUUAUCUCAAAAAAAAAAAAGAGAGAGAACGAUUCGAAGACGUUCAUAUGGUUACCUGCCUGAGGUCCGAUCAUCCAGGUCUCAAGCAUCUUCAGAUCCCACUAGCUUGCUCUGUUCGAGCAGAUCACGCGUAUCGAGCGCUCAUCGCGGCCAGAAAAAAAAAAAAAGCCCCGACACAAACUAAAAAGAGCAAGAAUGUUCGAUGCGUGUGACCUGCUGGAGCAGAGAUCUUAACCAGAGGACUAUGACGCACCUGACCUACAUGCGGUAGACGUCGAUGUCGUCGUCGUCCCUGGUCUGACUAAUCUGAGAGGGGAGGCUCAAGGAUUACAGAGUUGAGUAAGCAAGCACAACCUGAAACGCGUACACAUGAAAUGUAUCAAGACAAACUGGCGUGAGAUCAAAUAAUAAAAAAAUAAACAAAUAAACGAGCAACGAAAACAGCAUCAUCUGAAUGGCAGCGGUGUUAAUAUUAAAUUAACGUGUAAAUAUUAGCGACAGCGCUGUGAGAGAGAAAAACAGCAGCGGUCUGCCACAGAAUGGGCAGUGCCUUUAUUUCGGGAAUCUGACCAAGGUGGCCUUUGAUUAAAAAAAAAUCAUUAAAAAAAGACGCUUUUAUCCCAAUUGAGCAAAACAAGACGUUAAAUCAAGAUGGGCUGAUUGGUCUUUUCUUUUUUUUACUUUCUUUCUUUUUUUUUUUUUAAAGCAGGAUCUCCAUUAAUCUUCGCUGUGCCAUUUGUUAUGUUUCAUCAUGUGGCCAUGUCGUGUCCAUAGAUAAAACGUAUCCAUGUAACCUUUCACUUCCAUGGUGAUUUAUGCUUUUUGUAGCACUCAAUAAUGCCCACUGUCAAAAAAAACAAAAAAACAAAAAAAACAUCACCACCAAUACCACCACCAACAACAACGGGAGUCCUAUAAGAAAACAUGAAAUGACCUUUAUUAUAUCUGUUCUGUGCCUCUGGCAAACAAAUAUGCUAUGGAAUGUCCUCGUGUCCCUGUAGCCAAAAUCUACACGCUAUGUACGUGAACAUGUAUCAAUAUGCAUGAUUGCCAUUAGAAGUUAGUACACUGCUUGACCUUUACUAUUCUUCGUAAUGAUGUUUUUUGUUUGUUUGUUUGUUUGUUUGUUUGUUUUAUGCGUUUUUUUCUCUGGAACACUCCUCUCCGAGAGCCGGCCAAAAAGUCUGAGCGCAGGAUUCUCACCCAAAACCCUGAACACGGCUGUACACACACACACACACACACACACACACACGCACACACAUACACACAGCGAAACUACAAGGUCACUUGUAUGUUUGUGCACUUCAGUUUAAAAACAAAAAGGACAAAAAAAAACAACAACAACAAAGGAAUCAAAAACGAAAAAAAAAAUCAGUUAAGUUGGACAGGAAUAGUUUUUACGUUCUUCGGUUGUUGUUUUUUAAAUUAAAUUUUUUUUUUGUUUGUUUGUUUUUUUUCUUUCUUUCCAAUUCCAGUUUCUCAGAUCUGAGAUGACGGUUACGCAUGGGCUCCUAAAGCUGUUCCUCCUUAAGAUGUCCCCGAUACCAUGGCAAACCUAUUCCAACUAAAUUAUUAUUUGUGGAUUUUAGUGUUUUACUUUUUCUAUUUUUUAAAAAAAAAAAGAACCCAAUGUUAGGAGUAGACUAUUUUACCUUAAGAGCAAUAGUUAUAUUUAGUAGAUCGUUAUUUGCUUUUUAUUUUUUUUAUUAUUAUUAUUAUUAUUAUAAUUAUUUUAUUUUAUUUUUCCAUUUCUUGUGUCUUUAGAUUGUGUACGAUGUUAUAUAUUUGACGAAAAAAAAACAACAACAAAAAAAAAACAACAAAAAACAAAGGUUAAAGCUGAAUUAUAAAGGAAUGCCUGAAAUACAAAUUCAAUUAUAGCACUUGAGAUAAUACAAGGAAGGAGAAUGAAGGUCAGAUAAAACCACACAUUCAGCUUCAAGUCUUCAUCGGUAGAACAUUCAUGGUCUAUUUAACAUAGUCUUGUGCCUUGAAGUUUCAGUAAUAGAACUUUAUACGGUAGUUGUAUUUUUAUUCUGAGUCCUGUGUUUUGCCUCUUGUUGGUAUUCAGUGCUUUGGCUGUGUUGAGGAUUUAUAGAGACUGAGGAUAUGUUUGUCUUGUUUUAUUUUUUUCGUACAGGAAAUACCACAUUUGGAAUAAAUUAGGACAAAUGUUACCUGGGCAAUAUUGACUGUGUAGAAGGUAAUAAGAUACUGGUAUUAUUAUUAUUAUUAUUAUUAUUAUUAUUAUUAUUAUUAUUAUUUUUUUUUUUUUAAUCCCUGCUAUGUUGAAUGUGUCUCCUGUCGGAUGAAGUGUAUUUGUCGGGAAUUGUUCUCCAUUUCAAUGUUUUAACGUGGCAAGUUAUUAGUCAUUUUAUUUAUAUAUAUAUAUAUAUAUAUAUAUAUAUAUAUAUAUAUAUAUAUAUAUAUAUAUAUAUAUAUAUAUAUAUAUAUAUAUAAAAUAUCUAUAUUUAUACAUGCAUACUCCUGCCUCAAACGGUAUCUUCCAAGCACCAUUUUGCAUUUUCUGAAAGGAAAAGAAAAGUUCAACCAUGACUGAUGUGACGAUGAAUUUAAGACCUGCACUUUAUAAAGUAUGUUUCCAGGCAGGACGCCCAUUAACUUUUUUGUUUGUUUUUGUUUUUGUUUUUGUAUGAUAUGUAUUUUUUACCGUUGUCCGAAGUUGCUGUUUUAUUUUCCAUUGUUCUGAUUUAGAUUGAAAUAAAAGGGAUUGGUAGUACUAUGUAUCUAAAAGGUAUAUUAUUUUAACCAAACAGUCCUACAGCCUAGGUGUCAGUGGUUCCUCACCAUUUGCCAAGCUAAGUCCUUGCCUUCCUGACAGUGAAAACAAAAAGUAUAGUUUGUGUCUACUUUUAUAGUACUGUGUUACUGUAUUAUUUGUUUGCCGUAUGUAACAGAUACACAACAGUAAACAACAUUUACCUUC
Molecule: messenger RNA, 7696 nt
Organism: Ictalurus punctatus (channel catfish)
Lineage: Eukaryota; Metazoa; Chordata; Actinopteri; Siluriformes; Ictaluridae
Gene: mecp2
Product: methyl CpG binding protein 2
Exons: 3
Coding region: 165-1766 (533 amino acids)
Biological process (GO): negative regulation of transcription by RNA polymerase II
Cellular component (GO): heterochromatin; nucleus
Molecular function (GO): methyl-CpG binding; chromatin binding; double-stranded methylated DNA binding
Source: RefSeq, a predicted model, not a curated record